Molecule: messenger RNA, 2133 nt
Organism: Dichomitus squalens LYAD-421 SS1
Lineage: Eukaryota; Fungi; Basidiomycota; Agaricomycetes; Polyporales; Polyporaceae
Exons: 3
Coding region: 1-2133 (710 amino acids)
Biological process (GO): phospholipid transport; mitochondrion organization
Cellular component (GO): ERMES complex
Molecular function (GO): lipid binding
Source: RefSeq, a predicted model, not a curated record
AUGUCAUUCACAUUCAAAUGGCCUCGCUUCUCGGAUCAGUUUCACGCCAAUGCCAUCCAAAUGCUGGAGUCGGCCCUCAACAAGGGCAACAAGCCUCCGGUCAUAGCAGACAGGAUAGAGGUCGUCGAGUUGGAAAUGGGCACGCAACCUCCUGAGCUCGAGAUACGUGAUAUCGGGGAGUUAACGAUGGACCAAUUCCGCGGCAUUUUUCGCCUGACUUAUGCCGGGGACGCACACAUUGUCCUCAGGACGAAGGUCCAGGCCAACCCUCUCAACCAUAAACAACCCGACAUCCACCUCAUGGGCGGGUCGAGCGGCAUGCUCGCCGCUAAGCAUCCGCUCGUCGUGCCCAUGCUCCUCCGCCUCUCCCAGUUCCGCCUCAACUCGUACGUCGUCCUCGUCGUCUCCCGCCAGAAGGGCAUCACGCUCGUCUUCAAGACCGACCCGCUCCAGAACGUCGACAUCCACAGCACCUUCGACUCCAUCGCCGUCAUCCAAAAAUUCAUACAGCGCGAGAUCGAGGGCCAGCUCCGCCAGAUGUUCCGCGAGGACCUCCCCGGCAUCAUACACCGGCUCAGCCAGCAGUGGGUCAAGGCCAAGGUCGAAGCGCCAUAUCUGGCGAAGAACAACCCCGCCGCAGUGUCCCGCACGCGCAGUCUGGAUGGCGUAGGGUCGAUAGGACCUGGAUCCUACCGCAUACCACGCAUGCCCCCAGUCGGCAUCGCGCCCAGUGUGGCCAGCCUUCCUCGUCGACCCUCCUCUAUCGCGUUCAUUCCCCGUCCUCGUUCGCCGUCCGCGCGUUCGGUGUCAGGCGUGGGCAGACGGCCCGCGUCUUCCCUGCUGACGUCGCCUGCUCCGCGUUCCCUGUCCCAAAACUCGAACACACACCCGGUUCAAGAUGGUCCGACGUCUUUCCCAGAGAUCGAGAACUAUGAUCCCACGUACGGUCUGCGGCCCGAAGGCAUACCCGCGAAGAGCACGUUUGGUGGACUUCGCAGUCUCUUCGGCCGAAACAAGGGUCUUGCCGACCUCGCUGAAGAAGGCAGCGAGGUCGAUGGCUCAGUAGACGAUGGCGCCUCAUUUGACCCUGGCACCUGGGAAGACUUCCUCUCGGACGGCGGAAACAUCGGCCCGUCGAUAUCUGAGGCCGGAGACGUCUCCGAAUACGAGACCGUCCCUGCUGUCGGUGGAGGCACAAUCACCCGUCCACGAGUAUACCAUUCACAAUCACAGAUACAUGUCCCUUCUUCAGAGGGCGAUGCAGAUGACACACCUUCUACCUUCCGCCGUCCACUGCCUUCUCGAGCCGGUUCACUGCCAAUCACACGCUCCACAUCACGACCAGCAUCUCUUUAUAAUCCCUACUUCGCAGGCAUGACUCCCCUAUACGAGUCCGUUCCUGAUGCGCAUCCCUACUCCUAUGCGGCGGAAUCGUCGGCGGGGCCGUUCCGGCGAGCUCCGUCGAUCCCGCCCGUCCCCUCCCUGGACCAUUCGCCUUUCGUCCGUCCCGGCACUCCCUCUAGCCUUCAGACCCAACGGUCCCGCUCCAGCGACAUGACCAACUCCGUCCCGACGCCCCCGCCGCCCGAAGAGGAACAGAACCUCAACGUGCGCAUCGGGCGACCCCGGCGGCUCUCUGCGACGUCGUCCAACCUCGAGACAUUCUCCUCGGGCCCGUAUGAGCAGAUGGCUGAACACCACCAGGACCCCAAGAUUGUCCUCCGGCCUACGCUCAACGGCAGCAUCUCCAAACUCUCGACCCUCUCCCACUCCAACCACACGCUUUCGCCCUACACGCGCACGGUCGAGCACUUCACCGUUCGCUCCGUUCCCCCGCGCGACACGAACAACUCCGGCCCAUCUUCGACCGUCGAGCGACAGCCCGUCAAGGCCCGCCGCAAGAGGUUACACAGGCUGGGCAAGAAACCUGCGAGGCCACCCGAGUCGUUUCCGUCUGGCGGAAACGAGCUUGACGAGCGGAGCAUUCCCUCGUCGCCUGGCUCGCCGGCGCCACCGUCCGAGUUUGACGCGUCGGAAAUGGACGUCUACUUCCGCUCGCGCGACGACCUGAUCCCGCGGUAUCCGAGUCUCCAUCCGUCGCACGUUCGUCGACGAGUACCGCAUCCGUCAUGA